AUGCUGGUUAUUGCUGUCAAUGCUGGUGACAUGAAACAUGACAGCGUUUCAUCUCCUGGGAUCUCCGAUCAAGAGAAAGAGAUGGCAGCCAGUGCUUUUGAGGCAUUUAAGGCUGGAAGCUAUGACGAGUCCCUGAAACACCUUGACAGCCUCCAGGAGCUUAACAAAGAGGACUACAAGGUUACAAUGAAUAAAGCGAUCACUGAGUUUUAUAAAAGUGGGCAGACAACAACUAGCACCCUGAAGCAGACGUUAAUUACCUUGAAGAAUCAGAUGCAUACAGCUGUGGACGAUAUUGAUGGUUUGGAUGAUGUCGAGAACAGUAUUCUCAACUACAAUCAAGCUGUGAUCCAUUACCACAUGCGACAGUAUUCAGAAUCUAUAUGCAUCGGGGAGAAGCUCUACCAGUUUCUUGAACCUUUUGGUAUGUUUCAGAAUAGCUCGGAGCAGGAAACAAAAGGUUUACCCAGUAAAAAGGGGAUUGUGCAGGCUGUUGUUGGGCAAGGCUACCAUCGCAAGAUUGUUUUAGCAUCACAGUCCGCACAGAACACCAUCUACAGUGAGGGCCAGUCAGCAGCAAUCCCAGUGGCCAGUAUGGAGUUUGCAGCGAUCUGUCUGCGUAACGCUUUGCUCUUGCUCCCAGAGCACCAACAGCACGAUAGCAAACCUGACAACGGCUCCAAGAGCUGCA
Molecule: messenger RNA, 691 nt
Organism: Sinocyclocheilus grahami
Lineage: Eukaryota; Metazoa; Chordata; Actinopteri; Cypriniformes; Cyprinidae
Product: CCR4-NOT transcription complex subunit 10-like
Exons: 6
Biological process (GO): negative regulation of translation; mRNA catabolic process
Cellular component (GO): CCR4-NOT complex
Molecular function (GO): protein binding
Source: RefSeq, a predicted model, not a curated record